Molecule: messenger RNA, 2036 nt
Organism: Cicer arietinum (chickpea)
Lineage: Eukaryota; Viridiplantae; Streptophyta; Magnoliopsida; Fabales; Fabaceae
Product: protein GRAVITROPIC IN THE LIGHT 1-like
Biological process (GO): negative gravitropism; response to red or far red light
Source: RefSeq, a predicted model, not a curated record
UUUCGUCAUUUUCUCUUCUGUUUUUAUCCAUGCUCUCUCUCUCUCUCUUCACUACUCUAUUUCUUUACAACAGCGCAAAAACUCUACUUUUCUAAUUCUCUCAGAGAAGCACUCCAUUGAAGACUCUACCACUCCAACUCUUUCAUUUUUCCCUCAUUCAUACCUUUCUAGCAAUAUUUUCUACAUUGAGGAGGGUGGUACUUGGAGUUAGAGUUAACAACAUUUAGUAUAGUAUUUAAUUUUUGUGUCUGUUCUCUUGAGAUUUACGUUUCGCAAUGACAACCUGACCUACAAUUUCUCCUCGUCAUAUUUCUCAAGAUGGAAUCUGUGAAGCCAUCAUCAGUUACACCAAGCAAGAAAUUAGCUAGAAAUUUUGCCAAAGUUCUUCACCUUAGAGCACUAAUUGGAAUUGCAUCAAUUCAUGAUGGUUUGAAAAAUGUUACAACUAUAUCACACACUAAUCCAAAAGAUGAAUUCAACAAAGUUGACGAUGAAGAAGAGGAAGAACAACUUCAAGAGAAAGUUGCUUUAGAAUCUAUGCUAGCGAAGAUUUUCGCUAGCAUUUCGACAUUUAAAGGAGCAUAUGCUGAAUUACAAAAUGCUCAAUCACCUUUUGACCCUGAUGGAAUUGAAGCUUCUGAUAAAUUGCUAGUUUCUGAGUUGAAACAUUUGUCUGAGUUAAAGCAAUGUUACUUAAAGAAACAAUUUGAUCCGUCACCAAUGAAAUCAAUUUUGGAAGCAGAAUCAAAGGAGGUAAAGGGUGUCAUAAAAACUUAUCAAAUUACGGCAAAAAAGUUGGAAUCACAGGUUAGGCUUAAAGAUUCUGAGGUUAUGUUUCUUAAAGAGAAGUUAGUUGAAGCUAAAAAUCAUAACAAGUUAAUUGAGAAGAGAUUGAAUCAAAGUGGUCCAUUAUUUGAUAAUAAUGUUCAAUUAUCAGGGUUAAGUACUAGUCAAUUUGUUGCGAUGCUUCGACAUGCGGUUAAAUCGAUUCGAAACUUUGUUAAGUUGAUUGUUGAUGAAAUGAGGUAUGCAAAUUGGAACAUUGAUGCUGCUGUUGAGGCUAUUGAAAACAAUGUGGUUUAUUUCAUUGAAGAUCACAAGUGUUUUGCAAUUGAGUCUUAUGUUUGCAAAGAAAUGUUUGAUGGUUUUCAAUUUCCAUUUUUCAAUCUUGAAAAUGAACAACAGAAUCAAAAGUGCUUUCUAGAGAAGUUCAAUGAGCUGAAAUCAAUGAAGGUGAAAGAGUAUCUUGCUAUGAAUCCAAGUUCAUCAUUUGCAAAAUUCUGCAGGGUAAAGUAUUUGAGACUUGUUCAUCCUAAAAUGGAGUUAUCAUUUUUUGGCAACAUGAAUCAUAGGAACUUUUUGAGUUCUGGUUGUGAGUUUCCAAAAAGUGAUUUUUUUGCUUCAUUUGCUGAAAUGGCUAAGAGGGUUUAUCUGUUACAUUGUUUGGGUUUCUCAUUUGAAGGUAAAGUUGAAAUCUUUCAAGUUUUGAGAGGGUGUAGAUUUUCUGAUGUGUACAUGGAAAGUGUGAAUGAUGAAGAAAUGUUCCAAACAACAACAACAACAAUUGAAACAGAACAACAUGUUGGUUUCACUGUUGUUCCUGGUUUUAGGAUUGGUAAAACUGUUUUACAGUGUCAAGUUUACCUUACACAAAGGUGAAAAAUUAAAGGUGGGGCCCACAACAUAAGAGGAAGGACAUGGUUGAAUGUGAUGUUGUUUUGUAGGGACUGAAAAGUUUUGCUAGGAUCAAUGGGGCAUUUUUGUCCUUUUGUGUUUUGGCAAUUUUAGAAAAAAGAAAAAAGAAAGCUAGUGGACUAUAAUAGCAUUGGGAAGAACCCUUUUUACUUUAGAAUCUUUUUUAUUUUUAAUUUAUGCAGAUUUUAUCUUAUUUAUCAAAGACAUCCCCCCAAAUUUUGUUGAUAUCAGGGCGGUGACAGGGGUUGUCUAGCUGUUAUGCAUCUUACCAGACAUUGCAUGAUAUAAUAUUAUGUAUAUAAUUAAUGAUAUAUAUGUAGGAAUUUUAUAUUCUUCUUUUC